GCACGCCUGGUUUCUUCUCUUCUUUUCUCAAUCGUUGACUCACUACUCACAGACGAGCGCCAUCCGGAUCUCCGUAUUUCUGCGAUUCGAGUUCUGGCCUGUCUUGCCUGUCGGAUGUCGGACAAAGACAAAUUGCCGCAGCUAGUCCACCGUCUGGAUCAGCUUCUUUCAACUUGUAGCACUUCGACGAGACAUUCGCUUCAUCAAUUACCCGGCUCGUCUCCGCAUCAACAUCGUCUUCUUGACUCUAGACUUACCGAUCAAGUUGGCAAGAAUGUCUCAUCGUCUCAUGGCAAUCUGGCCGACCAACCGUCUGGAUCGUCGGGCAGACUUCGAUAUUUGGGAUGCUCUCUUUUUCUUGAACGAUCAUGCCAAAGAGCAGCGCGAGACUGGCUUCUGCCCACCGUUGCGCAUUGGUGCUUGGAGGCGAGUUGUUUGCAUACUGUGCUGCUGUCCAUGUGGCUCGGUCGACUUCUUCCAGUCUCUUCCAAAAAACAGACGGUAAGGAGUUUGGAGCCUUACAAGCAAAUGUUGAUUAUCGUCGGUAUGGAAUAG
Molecule: messenger RNA, 555 nt
Organism: Protopolystoma xenopodis
Lineage: Eukaryota; Metazoa; Platyhelminthes; Monogenea; Polystomatidea; Polystomatidae
Source: the annotation of a GenBank genome assembly